Messenger RNA from Owenia fusiformis, 6228 nucleotides. The record is from the annotation of a GenBank genome assembly. Lineage: Eukaryota; Metazoa; Annelida; Polychaeta; Sabellida; Oweniidae.
GUCAUAAAUUUGUACCCAAAAUGGCGGCGAAUUUUGAAAAAAUUUGAAAUUCCUUUUUAUUUUCAUAAAUACUCUAUUUUCUUUGUCAUAACUACUACUUUAAAGUGAAAAUGGUGAUAAAGUAAAUUCAGAGGCGGGAAAUGAUAAUAUAUUGAUGACUGCAUUUUGAAAAAAUAAACUUCACCAUGACUGGACGUUCAUAUCCCAACGAUUUGAUAGCUGUUACAUCUGAUGCAGUCAGCAGAUUACUCCAUUCAGAUUCCACGUCUUCUAGAAACAACGAUACAAAGAAAAUGGAGAUAUACGGUGAAAAAAAUGAUGCAGAGAAUAAUAACAUGGAAUUAUUGAAAUCUGAAAGUUUGUCUGAAAGUCAAAAUGCCAGCUAUAACACAUCAACUAGUUCUUCAGCCAGUGAUGUACUAAUUCGGACAACAGAAGUCAGGCCAGCAUCAAAUCCGACUUCAUAUACAAACAGGUCAUCUUCGUUGAAUUCCAGUGGCUUCAGUGACAAUUCAAAACGGGUGAGAGUUAAAACUAAAAAAUUACGGGAAAUAAAAUCUCCUUUUGAAGAUACUCCACUACAGUCAAACGCAAGUGACACAAAUAUCCCUCCACCUUUAUUUAAAACAAACACAACCCAAUCUCAAACAGAUACUGACAAUGACAACAAAGUAACAGGGAGCUAUACAAACUACAGGCUUGGGUAUUCACGCUCCUCUUCAGAUCAGCCAAAACUCCCAAAAGAGCAUAGCAAUAUAAUAUCUGAAAACUUUUCAAAUAUGAAUCCAAAAAUAAUCAACAAGACUAAAGAAGAAAUGAAAAAAGUGCAACCAUCAUCCGGGAGUGCUAACUAUGAUAGUGAACCUAGAAGAGAAGGAAAUGCCACAGGAGUAGAUUUGUCUACAUCAAAGGCAAUUAAUAGCACUCAGAUGAAGUCAAAGCAAGCCACAUCCUUCCCUGAGAAAGAUUAUGAUCAAGCAACAUCAUCUAGUGUUAAUCCAAUGGUUGCUAGAAGAGUGAUUGAUGCACGGAAAUAUGAUGACAGAAAGAGAAGUGAUCAGCCAGAGAUUGUUGAUGUUCAUCCAGAUGAGAUUGUUACAAUACAUGGGGUUAGCCCACCUCCUUCACAGGACACGUCACAAACUUCCCAGAGUUCUCUGUCAUCAGACACUAUCAUCAAAGAUAGAUUCUCCAAGUUUGCUAAAGGGACAUUACAGCAGGGUAGACCAAGAGAGAUUAAAGACUCUUUGAGCCUAGAACCAACCAAAGAGUCAGAUGUACAAAUUCAGCAAUAUAAAUUAUCAGACAAACAGAAACUGUUGAAACAGAGUUUAACGGGAAGGCAAGGGAAUGCUCCUGUAAGGCGAGUUGUUCAGCCGAAAUUAAUAGGUCAAAACUCAUCAGACACUAAAGAAGCCCAAGCUAUCCCAGCAUCCACUAGUUCAAGUACAGCUGUACAUGAAAGUGUGACGGCAGCUGUAGCAGCCACUGCAGCUGUAGCUGUCACUCAACCUUUCAUCAAGGCUCAGCAAGAUCUUGAAACCAGAAUGGCAUUAAUACUAGAAAAAUUGUCUACAGUGAAUAAUCCAAUGUCUCAGUCAGAGGACAAUACUAGCAGUAAACAACAGCAAUUGGAGCACCAAUUGAGCCAAAUCACAGAGAGGAGGCUGGAGUACCUAGAGAAAAUGCAGCAACAAAAUUUUGAAAUUCAGGCCAAAAUUCUGGGACUGAAUCAAACAGAAUCCACUGGCACCAGUACCAAAAAUGGACCAGGACCAUCCAAAGAUCUACCUGACAAUAUGAGACAAUAUGCAGAGCCUAGCAAUGUUGCCAUGCACUCUCACUCUGCCCCUGAAAUGGCCCCCGAAUCAUCUGGCCUUGGACCUAGCCCUACUCAGAGAUUCACCCCCAAGGCAAAAUCUGUGGCCUUUUACAAACAUAAAGUGGAUGAACCAGAGAAACCUUAUGUCAAGUUCACCAAGGCCCAGCCAGUGACAGAUAACCAUGGUACUCAGACAUCUAUACUGGAUACUCCUGCCCCUAGAAGACAACCACCCCAGCCAACUGCAUACACCCAGCACGCAUCCAGUCAGGCCAGGAGACCAAGUAAAGCUAAGGGUAUUCUAGAGGAGAUACUAUCAGAGGCAGGGAAGACACCGGACAUUUAUUCAACUCCAGCUAGCAAACCAAGGGUUUACAAUGAUUCCCCAGAGCGACACAGAUCUAUGUACUCAACUCCAACUGUUAAGAAAUACAAUACAGGGUAUCAGGAUAUAAGGAUGCAAAAUAAAUCUGAAAGUUUGCAAAAUGGCGUUGUAGUUGAUAAAGCUCGGCAUCUGGUGGAGGAUUUGAGUGAACUGAAAAAUCAAAUGAAAGAUAUGAUAGAGAAAAGAGAAACACAGAUUCUUACAAAUGUUACAGCCUCUGGAGUCUCAACUGGGUAUCGACCUGCAUACACUGAUGCUUCAGUCUUAAAACCUGACCCCCAGGAGACACCAAUCAUUCCAAAUGUCCAGUAUGGUGCACCUUUGGAUAAAUAUUUGAAAAAGCCAUUGAUGCUAGACAAUGCUAGUCCCUACCCAACCUUCCAUGAUGUGACGAUGAGCCCUAGUAAAGGUAAUGCCCCUGUGUCUACCAAAUACAAUGACGUGGAACAGAUUCUGGAGCGAGCAGCUAGAACCAAGGAGACUCUUGAAAGAAACCUGGAACAUAUUGUACGAGAAAGAGACAAUGUGGAUAUCUAUGCAUUGCUUGGACAUAUGGAGGACAGUGAUGCUGCUGAGAAACUUCGGAUCCAGAGAUUGGUGGACACUCAGAUAAAUCUGCUAAGUUCACAGAUAGAAGGAGAGGUAAAGGAACAUCUUCAACAGCAACAUUCAAAAGUUUCCCCAAAAGACCCCUCACUUGACAGCACCUCCAUACCAGCCAAAAAAACAAAUACAGUCAUCAGCAAGAAGAAUUGGAAGGCCAAUGUACAGUCAAAAAUUAACACAGGUCUGAGGAACAAAAAAUCUGAUGUUUUAAAGCCUCAAGGGGGAGCCCUGAAGGGGAAGGAAGGGGGCCUCAAGGGGAAAGAGAAUAAACCAGAAGGGACCUUGAAAAAAUCUGUGAACAAGGGAAAGAAGGUUCUAAAGGAUUACAAGGAUGAGGAAUACAUGAAUCGUGUUUAUGGAAAGGCAAUCCACGAAUCACGACGCACAAGCUCAAAGACUCCUUAUAUGCAUUAUCAAACUACACCAAAGCCAAGACUUUCUAGACCUCCGGCAGUGCAAUCAGAUGAGGGUAUUUCAAGGAAAUCGUCCAAGACACAGACUGGUCCAGACAGGAUGAGGGAGAGAGGAGAUGGGGUCAUCAAUCCAGAAAUGCAAUACUAUUUUGACCCUGGAGUACAAAGGACAGGACCUCCCUUACCCCCACCUCUUCAUUCAGCUCCAAUGGCAGGCAAGCUAGUUCCAAUGGCCAUACAACUUGGUGCCCCCAGACAUCUAGGCUCUACUCAACCAGUUGCUAUCACACAUCCUAGACCACCACCUGACCCCAACUCCAAUGUAGGGGUAGUACAUAUACAGGCUGAGGUAGACAAAAAAACAGAUGGACUAACUAUACAGACUCUUCCGCCAGUGGACAUUGACAGUGAGCCUCCCACCUGUGAAGAUAGUUCAGUGCAAUCAGAUCACCCUGCCCAGGCUUUCAACAAUUACAUAACAGUUAAAGACCAGGUUGAUGACUCUCCUAUGCCUCGACAUGCCAAUACAGAUAUGAACGAUGAGGAUAGUUUUGACAAUGAGAACUUUGAGGGAGAAGAUGAAACUCCAGGAAUAACCCUCCCAGGUUAUAGGGUCCCCCAGGGGCAGUAUAAUGGGCCAGAGUUUCCCCCUAGGGUACAUCCACCACCCCCUAGGGAGGUCUGCAUGCCUUCCUCAGACAUCCUGGCUGCUGAUUUAAAGCGUAGAGAUAUGUUGGAGAACAAGGCAGUUGAUUGGAUAGAGCAAGAGUUGCUGGCUCGUCUGGUGACAGAGAUGUACAAUAAACAACCACAGAGGGAUGUUGUGAAUGAUACCAUAGAAACUGUUGAGUCUGAUGACUCUGUUGCUUUUCCAAGUAAAGAAAUCAUUCCUGAGGCAAUCGGGCAAGAUGGUUUGCAGCUAUUCAUAAGCGCUGGACAGCCUGUAGACGAUGGUUUAGUGAGUUCUCUAGUGGAGGAGGUACUAAAUGAAAAAAUACGAACUCUCCUUGGAGAGCGCCAAAAUGAGAGGGUUCCUGUUAAACCCAUCCAAGUUGAAAUUGAGCAAGAUCCUGUGAGGCUGGUGUCUCCAGAACAGGCUGUUCAAUUAGAAACACCUGAAGUUACCCCAAAGUCAUCCCCCGUCCCUACCCCACACAGACAUGUGUCUCCCCCUAUAACUCCAUCUUUGACACCAGAUGGCUCUGUUAGUUGCCAAUCUGAGAUUGGUCUGGGCACAGAACUUAUGACAACUAUGGAGCAGACACUUCCAGGAGAAGUAAGUAUUGUAGCUGAAGAAGAAGAGUCCCUACUUAUAUCCAGACAUGAUAUCCUGACCCCUACAAUAACACCUCCUCCCCCUGGUCCUAGCCCCCCACAGCCACCCACCCCCACUCCAACACCCUCUCCAACUCUGAGUCCUAGAUCCCCCACCCCAAGGCCAAAGACACCCCUGAAGGCUAGUACCCCUAGUCCUAUCCCAUGGGGUGACCCUGACUCCCCCCUUUCAGAGGCCAACCCCCACCAUGAUACCAUUGAGGAAGAGCCCCCAACUCCAUCAGAAAAAACUGAAGAAUCUGUGGCUGUCAGUGAGGAACCCAUCAUUAUAGAACAAGAAGAACCUGUCUCCCCUGAGCCAGUACAACCUCCCACCCCUGUGGUAAUGAAACCUGACACCCCUGAACAUUCCCCCUCUACCUCGGAAGAUUCCCCCAUAUCUGACACUGAGGGAUUGAGUAUAUCUGAGGGCCAGUGGCUAGUCAGUCGCAGUGAAGGGCAGGUCCCAGAUUUUAAAGAUUACUCCAGGCCCCCUGCUGUGAAUGUCAGUCAAACCAGCACUCUUGCAGACCUCGAUCAGGAUCUGAGUGAGAUAUCUGCAAGCGAGGGAGAGAUCAUCCACCAUACUGUACCAGACCCUGUGUUAUCUCUACUACAUAAGAUGAAACAACCCAUACACUUUGGUGAUGGUUCUACCAGCCCUGGUGAGGUUGGACCAUCUCCCGAGGGAGCAGACUUGGGAAGACAGGGAGCAAGCCCAGGCAGGCAGAGAGAAGACUUGAGAAGAAAGGGAGCUGGUAUCAAACGACAGGAAUUGAAUGAUGAAAAUGUAGAUCAGGAUUUGAGAGGAUCUUAUGAAGAUCUAGCACCUCUCCCAAGUAAUGUUAUUCAAGUUGUGUCAAGUGAGGACAGAACAAUGAAACUGGGAGAUCUAGAGGAAAAGGAGAGAACAUUGACAGGUCCUCAACCAAAAACAGAAAAUACAGGUAAAAUGGGUGCAACAAUGAGUGACCAAGGUACAAUGAAGCAAGACCCGUAUGGCACUAGAACAAUGAGUGAACAGGGUACAACUAAAGCAGACCUCUAUGGCUAUGGCACAAGAACAAUGAGUGAUAUGGACACAAGAACAAUGACACCAGAUCAGAUAAACAUUGACACACUUUUACAAGCUGGCUAUCUCUCCAGAACAUUCAGUGAUACAGACUAUGGGGGCACCCAGACCAUGGAUAGAACUGGGACAAUGAAUACAAUGGGCCAGAGUCAGACAAUGGAUCAGAGUCAGACGCUAGGACAAAGCCAAACAAUAGAUAUGGGUGCAACUGGUGGAAGUACUCUUAAUAAAAUGGGUUUCAAUAGAACAAAUGAGCAAACAUUGAAUACUACUGGCCACACAGACUUACAGAUGAGUGUAGACAGUAUAGAGGCUCAGAGGAUUGGAAAGAUGAGUGCACAAGCUCAGGAACAUCAGGACUCUAAGCCAAUGAUUCUAUCAGUGAAUAUCCCAUCAGUUGCUGGUACUGGGACAGAUGGAUCAGAAACUGUCAGUGAUGUGUCUGAGAUAUCUGGGGGUGAAUGGUAAUCCCUUCCCCAGGCAUGGAAUUUACCACUCAUAGUAGUGGAGUAUUUCUUAGCCCUCCAAUGGUCAGGUGUUUGAAUAUCUGAGACGUGUCAAUUAUCAGGUCAUUUUUAACAUAGUUAACACUGGUGGAUCCAGAAGCUAACAAGGG